AAACAAACUUAAACGAGAGUAUAUUUGAGGUCGAUUUGAAAUCGGUUCGAACUCAAAUAUAAUUAAAUAUUUAUUUAACAAAUUGAUCAUUAUCAAAUUUAGAUGGUGGGUUCAACCUUUAAAAUUAUGUAUAAAUUAUGUCAAAUUACAGAAUAUUAUUUGGCCUGAGCUCCAAAUAUAUGCCCUUAAAAAGUAAGCCGCCCCACAAAAGCCCCUUCCUUCCAAGUUCAGGGAGACUCAAAGCCUGAAUAGAGAAUAGGGGACGAACCACGGCACAAACUCCAAGCACGGCGGAAUGAGCUUUCUGGCGGGGAGAUUGGCAAGCACGGAGGGUGCCUAUUUCCUGCAAGAAUCCAAACACGCAGUAGGGCGUCUGGUGGGGAAGAACAAGAACAGGAAGAUUCUUCCUCCAUCCCCAACUUCCUCCAUAGCUUCUUCUCUGGAGGUGGACGAUGCUGCAGCUGACGUUCUUCCCGAGAUUCUCCGGCAUUCUCUGCCUUCCAAACUCUUCGAACCCCCCUUGGACUCCUCCCUCUCCCCACCCUCCAAAUGGGCCCUUCCCUCCGACGCCGGCGGUGUUUCCUCUGUCUCCCCCGAUGCUCUCAACCCUCUUCGAGCUUACCUUUCUAUGCCCCCGGUCACCUUUGGCCCCAAAAGGUGGGAAUUGCCUGUCACAGAACACUCAGUUGUGGCUUCAACAGCAAAUGAAUUGCGCCGUGACAAGUACACCCAUGUUAAUCCCGAGAAGUUGAAGGCCGCAGCUGAAGGACUGUCACAAAUUGGAAAGGCAUUCGCUGUUGCUACAGCAAUUAUUUUUGGUGGUGCCACCUUGAUGUUUGGACUGGUUUCAUCCAAGCUAGAGCUGCACAAUACUGAUGAUAUUCGAACUAAAGGAAGGGAUCUGGUUCAACCUAAAGUUGAGAUGUUCAGGGAGCAGCUGAUCCCCUUGAGAACUUGGGCUGAUAACAUGUCAAGAAAAUGGCACUUGGAAAGGGGAGAAGAUGCCAAAGAGAAACCUAUGAUGAAGGAGCUUUCCAAAAUUUUGGGUGCCAAGACGGCCAAUUGAUUGUCUAGUUUUUACGUUUUACUGUGUACAUAGUGUCAAGGUGCUGAUGUCUGUUACUGUGCUCGAACGAAAUGAAGAAAAUAAAUGCGCAUGUUGUAUAAAUAAAAUGGUUGCCAUCUGUCCGGGCUUUCCAAAA
Messenger RNA from Malania oleifera, 1202 nucleotides. RefSeq lists its product as uncharacterized. Lineage: Eukaryota; Viridiplantae; Streptophyta; Magnoliopsida; Santalales; Ximeniaceae. The record is from RefSeq and is a predicted model, not a curated record. The transcript has 5 exons. Bases 296 to 1066 code for a protein of 256 amino acids.